AUGGAAAAGAAAGAUGUUUUUGGGUGGGAGAAAGAUCCGUUGUAUUUAUGGAAGGUUGCCCUCUCUUUCCAUUUUGAAUUCCUAAGCUCCAACAAAAAUUCGACAACUUGUUACGGUGGGUUGUGGAAGAUUAUAGCAUGGGAGGGGUCCACUAAGGGCAUGAGGAAAGAAUACAAAAACAGGAUGAAAAAGUAUGAAAUGUUGAUUGGUGUUUUGGAGUAG
Messenger RNA from Dovyalis caffra, 222 nucleotides. NCBI's taxonomy places the organism in Eukaryota, Viridiplantae, Streptophyta, Magnoliopsida, Malpighiales, Salicaceae. The record is from the annotation of a GenBank genome assembly.